AUGACAGUGUCAGAGCUCGUCAUGGCGAUCUCCGGUCAUCGUAAUCAAGUUCGCCUCAGAAAUUACAUCGGCCGCACAGCGAGAGAAGGCCACAUCAGUCUUACGGCGCUGUCAUCCCGAGCAAUCCUAAUGUUCCGGUAAAUUCGGCUGUCGUUCAUUCAGGAAACACACGCUUGAACAUUUUGUUUUCUAACUAUCACGUGAUAAAACUUACGUAUUUUUAAGAGCCACAAUGGGGCCGGAUUUCACUGAAUAUUUCACUUUCAGAAUCUGUCUUAAAGACUAAAAAGUGUCAAAUUCGACCUGCCGAACGCGCAGAAGGUGAACUUUGAUGGUUUGACAUUUUUGACAGCCUUAGUCUUGUACAGCCAAUCAGAUUAUUUGAACCAUUCUAACGGGGAUUCUGAUUGGCUUAUUGUAGCAAGCUUUGUGAAAGUAUUGAGCAUGCUGACGACACUGUAGUUCUCUUUAGAACUAAAGUUUGUUUUGAAAAUUGAAAGUAAUACGUGGGGAAUUUAACAGAUUCUUUAUUAUAUUACAAAUAGAGAAGCCUUGACUGUGCUCUGUUUUCUUGUGUAAAGCACGUAGGAAGCAGCUAGAGCACGAAAGAAGUAGGGAGAAAUACUCGACUACGUCUCGUGUUUCUCCCUACACUUCUUUCGUGCUCUAGCUGCUUCCUGCGUGCUUUACAACAGAACAGAGCACAGUCAAGGCUUCUCUAUUUGUUAAUUGUGCGAUAACUUUUUUUUUCUGAGGAAUCACCUUUUCAAAAAAUUCUGACUACAUGCAAGGUAAACAACCAGCUCCCGAGGCUAAGCUAAGUGCCUAUUUAAUGUAGCUUAAGAAAGUUCUUCCUUAUUCGCAAACGAUUAAUGUUGAGAUUACGACUGUUUUUGGUUUUUUUUAGAGGGUCUGUUCUUCUCCACGAGAACUCCGCCGAGUUUGCAAAAUUGGAAAACUACAAUUGCAUAGUUCUUUUUAUUAA
Messenger RNA from Pocillopora meandrina, 985 nucleotides. NCBI's taxonomy places the organism in Eukaryota, Metazoa, Cnidaria, Anthozoa, Scleractinia, Pocilloporidae. The record is from the annotation of a GenBank genome assembly.